UUUUUCCAGCAAUAUUGAUGGAGACUUUGCAAUAUUAUUGCUUUUAGCCAUGGAUUGAGACAAUUGAGAGACCUUGAUUUUCAACGAGACUUCCAGUUAACAAUUCGAGAAUAAAAGCUCUCUUCAAGUUCUUCACAAAAUGCAUCCUAAAACUAUGACAGUGCUCGCGAUCGCACACGUGGUGUCAGCGUUCUUCGUGCAGGAAUACACCGGCGAAAAUGUUGGUGAAGAUUCGUCCGAAGAAAACAACUCGACCGAUUGUGAUUUCCUAACUGUUGCACCUGAAGAUCUUCCUGCAAAGGGCAUAGACAUGGAUACGAUCACGAUUAUUUGGUACCUUUCGACAUUUGUGGCUCUCGUGGCAUUCUUCGUUGUGAUGGCAUGCUCAGACAACUACUGUGGUCGCCCAAGGAAGCCCGAAGAGCCCCCAACGACUGCCCCACCCACCCCAGCACCAUCAUACCGCGAAUUUGCACCACCAAGCUAUGAUUCGGUGAUGAAGCGCUACAAGAAUCGCGUCUUUAUCAUUCCUGUGAGUGACUCAAGUACCGAUCAGGCGACACAAGUUCAGGAAGUCGUUGUUCAUGCAUCUGAUGACACUGCCCCGGAAGUUGCUUCACAAGAUGCUACAAGGCAAGAAGUUGUUGCCACCGUGGAAACUUCCCAGACACAAGUUGAGAGAUUUUAGGAGUUCUCUCUGGAGCGAACCCUUAGGGCUUGCUGAGUGUGAAGAAAAAUAUGCCCCACCAGUACUUAAUUAAUCUUCUGUGGAUUUGUGAGGUGUUAGCUUGCGCAAAAGUCAGUGUUUUCGGUGGUAUUCUCAUUAUCAUGACUGCGACAUUUUUUUCGCGCUCUGAUAAAAGGUGCGAGUGUGCAAAAAAAGCGAAUGAGGAAAAACCCACAAAGUUUACUUACAAAGUGCUGUGAACUGUGACAUUGGGAAAUGAACUCGUAAAGUGUGAAAAAAGACGCAAAUUCUCAGUGAUUCUCACUUAGAAGAAAAACAUUCAUGAAAAGACUGAGUCUUCCCCCAUUUUUCCCUUGAAAAAAAGUCCCUCUAUGUGAUAGUGUGUAGACUAUAUACGCUGUGGCAGAGCAAUGAAGGGUGUAGGUCAGCGAGGUGUACCCGUACCUAUGGCACAGGUGCGCUACCUUUCGAUGUGCAUCUGGAAGAUAUGCAAAUUGUGCCAUUUCUGCCAAGUCUCCGUGUGUCCAAGAAGAAAAUGGACACAAUAGGACUCUUUAUACAAAUUAAUUUUUUUUACUAUUAUUUUUUGAGAUCUUAAGACAAAUGAUUGUAGGUAUUGCGAAAUAAAAUAUAUAUAAAAAAUUGA
Lutzomyia longipalpis is the source of this 1334-nucleotide messenger RNA. RefSeq lists its product as uncharacterized. NCBI's taxonomy places the organism in Eukaryota, Metazoa, Arthropoda, Insecta, Diptera, Psychodidae. The record is from RefSeq and is a predicted model, not a curated record. The transcript has 4 exons. Bases 140 to 688 code for a protein of 182 amino acids.